UCGCUUUUGGAUCCUUUUGUGCAUCGCUGCUCACAAAUUGAAAUCCAGCAACGAAAGCAACCACCAAAGCAACCGUAGCAACCAUGAAGUCUGUUCAUUUUUCAGAGGAACUAUUCACCGUGAUUGACGAUGAAGCUACAGCACCCAGUGCUACCGUUAUUGGCAAGUCUGUGUCUUCCAUGUUCUUCCAUUUGAAGACCAAGUUGGGCAAACCCAGCGUAAGUGCGCUUUGGUACUCGGAGGAGGAGAUGGACAAGCAAUUCCAGCUAGAUCUGGCUCUAGCUGAAGCAUGCAAUGACGCAGACAAUGACGACGAUGAAGAGCUAGAUACCAGCGCAUAUGGCCAGUGCUGCCAACGAGGCCUCGAGUACGUUUUGGAUCCUGAUCGAAAGAUGUAUAACAAAAUGUACGUUCGGGCUGUCAAGGAACAAGCACACUGUUUGCAAGCGCAUAAGCAAGGGCAAGGGCAAGAUCAACAUCAAGAUCAACAUCAAGAUAUCUCUGAAGAACUCGCUCGGUUUGCCCAAGAGAUCUCCAAGAACAACCGAGCUAGAGCUGCCAAGACUGCAAAGAAGGACGCCAAGGACGCAAUGGUCAUUCACAGGCGUGGAAAUCCUCUCGCCAAGGGCAUGAUCACUGUCAUCUGUCGCAGGACCAGCUAUGCCGAACAACAAGGACAACAGACACAGAAGAAAUCAGUGGUCGCACAGUCCGCAUAGACACAUUCAUGAUCUACAUACAAAAAAGAAUGAUGUUUGAGCUUAUGGUUGACUAAUGUAAAAGUAAAACUACAUAAUAUAUUCUAAUGAGAGA
Seminavis robusta is the source of this 813-nucleotide messenger RNA. The record is from the annotation of a GenBank genome assembly. NCBI's taxonomy places the organism in Eukaryota, Bacillariophyta, Bacillariophyceae, Naviculales, Naviculaceae.